Molecule: messenger RNA, 1095 nt
Organism: Bicyclus anynana (squinting bush brown)
Lineage: Eukaryota; Metazoa; Arthropoda; Insecta; Lepidoptera; Nymphalidae
Exons: 8
Coding region: 1-1095 (364 amino acids)
Source: RefSeq, a predicted model, not a curated record
AUGGUGGGUCUAACCUCCAUAUUCCCUCUCCAAUCUGAAUUAUUCAACAACAAAAGUGGGGUACAUUUCCCUGCACUAGAGUUCCUGCAUCGGGGGUAUUGUGAUCUAAAGAUAACUAGGGAUUACAUGCAAACUGCCAUCAAUGCCUUCGCUAUCUUCCUACACGGUACAUUGGAUGAUAUAGAACGACUGCCUUCUGAUUAUGUAUUGCGAUCUGCUCGAACCAUAUCUAUGAUGAAGAUCGCACGAGAGAAACUGGCAGCCACGUGGAACGUGGUGAAGGCAGGAAGGGAGACUCGAGAUAUCUCACACCGCACAUUAGAACUGUAUCGACCAUUGUUCAAAUACAUCAACGGACGAGAAAUAGCCAGACUUAACUUGAGUGAUGACAGGAUCUUAACUUAUAUUGGAACCCAUGCUGAACUUGACAGACAUCAGGUUGGCGUGGUGGCGAGUAGAUACAUAGAGCUCAACAAAGACUGGUCCAAACCACAGUAUUUGAAUAUCAUGAACAAUUUGUUGUGCGGAGUUCCAAUGACGUUCAUGAGAAGACUUCCUGUUAGCACAUACUUACAAUUAUCACAUCAGGUAUUUUAUCAUAUUCGAGCGUGCGACCCUUUACAGCGUCGUUUUUAUCUUGCCAUGAUGACAAGAACCAAGGUUCUUGGAAAAUCUUUUAGUUGGACUGCGAGAGACGUAUCUCGAUUGGGCUUACUAUUGACUGAAGUGGCAGGACCUGAACUGAGUGCUAUAAAUCCUGAAGCUAUGGCAGGAAUGACAGCACAGGUAAUGCUGCGAAUGUCCCCGCAUAAUUUACAAUACAUAACUGAAAAUCAAUUACAGUAUCUAACACCGAAACCAUUGAAUAUACUGUCUCGGAAAUUGAAAUCAUACAACGAUCAGCUUCAAUUAUACGAUUCUGCAUCUAAAAGUGCUAGCCGAGUGAGCAAGGAGGACACGCCGGGAGCGCGCCGGGAGGGAGCGGCGGCGUGGGCCCUCCGCGCGCGCCGCAGUCCGCGCGCGGUGCCGCCGCCGGCGAGUUCUGUCUCGAGCACUCCGAGCCUCCGCGAAUAUCGCGCGAACGCUCUCGACUAA